ACUAAUAAUAAAAAAUUAAAAAAUAAAAAAAAUUAAAUAAAUAAAUACUCGAAAAGAAGUAAAAAUGAUUAUUUUUCAUAAAAAAUAUGCUAAAAAUUAACAGUUAAACAAAUUUAUAAACGUUUCUGCAAUUAUAUAACAUCAGUAGCUCAUAACCUCAGUAAAUUAGCCGUUCCUUCAAACUUAGUUAGCGCUAAAACCUCAGCAUAAAUAUAAUACAAGUUAAUUGUUAACAAAAAUCACAAGCCACCAACAAAAAAUAUUUUUAAAGAUAACACUUAGUAGUAAAUAUGGUAUUGUGAAGUGAUUUCGUGCAUAAUUGCAAAAACAAAAAUAAUAAAAUUAAAGAAUAUAAUCGUUAAGUAGUUUAAUGAAGUGAUUGCCAAUAUAAGUGAAAUUAUUUAAGUUUUUGGUGAUAAAAAUAUUAUUAUAACAACAAUAUUACUAAGGAUAUGCCAAAAUAUUCGAUGAAUGCUAAAGCCAAUUUAGGACCGCAGUUGAAGAUAAAGCGGUUAAAAGCUAAAAAUAGCAACAUAAUGGUUGUGAUUUUGAGAGAAGUCUAAAAAAUUUUGUAACGAAACUCAACGGCGCUAAUCUCACUGAAGCAAUACUACAUAAAACCCAGCGCUCGCGCUAACUACAAGCAUACGCUGCAUGCAACAGCCAGUGACUUACGAAAAUCCUGCGCUGAGAAAGCGUUUCCAGGACUUACGCUAUAACAACGACAAACACAACGACGACUGCACGCAACAGACGCUUUUCACAUGACGCGCCGACGCUGCGCGCUGCGCUGCCACACAAUGAGAACACGCAACCGAGUUAAUGACGGAAGCAGCAAUUUGCCAAGUGCAACGCGACGACAGACCUUCGCUAACAUGAUCACCAUAACGACAAUGUUGAUAUUACUACUUCCGUUACACAUAACAACAGCAACAGCAGCAACUGCCAGCCAAGGAAGCGGAGUUAAUCAGCAGCGCGAGGGCACACACGCAGCAACAGCAGCUGGCACUAACACCGCUGCCGCAAAGGACGCGCUGCAACUGCAUUCAAAUGUAGCUCAUAAAUCAAACUUAAUUAAUGCAGAAAAUAAGGUGUCAGCCAGGGAAGCGCGCGCAACUGAGUUGUUAAGAGCAACGCAGCUGAAUUAUAGUAAUGACGCCAGCGCUGAAGGGGGCGUGUUGGUGCACGAAGGUGGCACUGAUGGCAAAACGCACGCGCUGAAGCAGCAAGUGGGCGCAGCUGCGAUAAAUUACCGCGUUGAGCAAUUAGCACGUAAUGCAAGCGAAAUGCGACCGCAGAAGCAAAAGUUGCAAACAUUUUUAACCGCGGCACUGCGGCGGCCAACCGCGGCAACUGUGCGAAACUUUACAACUGCGCGCCACUGCAUCCCCAGCAAAGUGCCGCCAAUGUCAUCAACAACUGGCAAUAAUAAACUUGUAACAAUGGAUUAUAUGGCGUCGAACAACAGCUACACUAAUGGUGGCAACAACAACAACAGUAAUAGUAGCGCAACUAAGUGGCGUCAAGCCAUUGAUGUGCGACCUUUGGAGAAGCGGCAGCAAGCGGAAAUUGAGCGCAUAGAGCAGCGCGCAAAUUCUACUCAACUACAACAAUCAGCGGAUGGGGAACAACAGCAACAAAUACCAAUAAAUGGCAGUAAAACGCACAUAAGUGGCAAAGGGAAGGAGUUAGAAGGAACGGCGCUGAGCGAGCGUACUGAAGGAAGCACGCAAAGCAACAAUCAAAUGGAAUUCCUUACCACACAAGCAACAACUGCAACUACAACAGCACAGGUGAGCAGGCUAAGCGCACAGCUUGGCCUUGGGAAUAGCGGCACUGCUGCGUCAGCUGAUCGGCACGUUGAUGCCCAACUUUCUGCUGAGCACGAUGAUGGCGUUGAUUAUAGUGUGGACGAUGCCGCUGUAAUUAGCUCAGUCGCCAAGAUAACCAAUAACAGCGUCACACAAAUGUUGCAAUUUGUUAUGCCGGCAACGCGCAUACCAACAACAACAUCAACAAUACGUGAAGUAAACCCGACUGCAGAAAUAGUGCUGACGGGCGCCGAGCAUGCGAGGGAGAAUUCAGUCAAAAGCAAAAUAAAUAACAUAAAUUCCAAAACGAAAUUCACUUCAACGCAAUUUCAAAGCGACCACAGCGAUGCGACGAGUGCGCAAAGCAUAGCAGCGGUGGAAGCGAGGACGGCGUUUCUCUCGCAAACAACUGGGGAUUAUCCAGCUGAAAGUGACUUUAGAACUGAAAGCGUGCCAACUCAGCUGCUACAGCCGACUCCGCGUGGGAAUGGACUGCAUGCCAUUCAAUCUCGGAACCCGCUAGCUGAACGGUUGCCAAAUGAACUGAAUACUGUGAGCGAAGGCGGCGAAGUGCGGCGCGGCGAGGAUAAUAACAACACUGGAAGGCGCUUAACGCCGCUGACGGAUUUAAAUGUAAAGCUGAAUGUUAUCAAUAAAAAUGCAAAGUCAGUGAAAUGCGAUAAGCAGAUAAAGAAUGAUUCGACAGCCAUGACAAUUGAAUCGAUGACAGGACAUGAGCAAGCAAAACACGAGCGCGCGACGCAAAACGAUGCCAGCGAAGUGGCUGCAGAAGCACAGCAAGCACUGAAAACUGCCCAGGAGGAUUGUAAAAUAACAAAAUGCUCGAAGCGAUUAGGGGCCAUUGUGCAAGGUGAGCAACAAGCGCCAUACCAACAACGGCGGCAACCGCAAAAGUCAUUCAGUGAAAACCAACUGACUCGGCAGCAAAGGUACUUAGGGCAAGCCCUGCACUUAGUACGCCCACAACAGCAAGCGCAAGGCUUAAACGCGCACACGGAGCAGCUGCAAAAAUAUAAUAAGCACUUAGAACCUAAAAGCGACUUCUUGGCAGAGCUGACAGGCCAACAAACAAUGAAGGAGGGGGAAAUGCGGAGCGCUGUAGUUGAACGUAAAAGCCUUAGUGAAGCGGAACCGCUAUUGAAUACGGAAGUCGCACAAAUGGAAAGCGGCAAAUUAGCGGAGAAGCCAAGUAAAGUGUCUUCGAUAUUACAAGAAGAACCAGCGCUGAGCGAAGUGGAAGCAAGGAACCAGCAGUUUGGCAGUCAUAAGCAAGAAGCCGCAAGUAGAGCAAAACUUCUUACAGAUGCAGCACAAGAUUCAAACAGUAAGUUAGGCGAGCUGCAGCUGGAAGUACGGUGUAAUGAGACAUCUGCAAAGCAAAAUAAUUUAAAACCCAAGCAUUCAGCAACGCGCGUCGAGAAGAGGGAGUCCACAAGUUUAAACGAACCCAACACGGUCGCAUCAGACAACCUUGUAAGACAUAAAAAUAGUGACGCUAAAAGCGCCAAAAUAUUAAUAACUUCAACUGGAGGUACAAUGCCAAAGAAAAUUGCACAGCAUCAAGUCGACAAGUCAACAGCGGAGGCCAACUUAUGGCAGCAAACAGAGACUGAGCGCACCAUAGCCGAUAGCGUGGCUAAACAAGCAGCAAGUACAAGCGCAAAUGCAACGUACAACGAGUCGAGUGAAGGACAAAUGCCCGAGGAACAGCAGCGCGCCUUGAAGUAUGCAAACAAUCGAGACAACAGUGCGACAGUGGCUGCCCUGAAUAGAUGGCCGCAGGUUGAGUGGUAUAAAGUACCGACAGCAAUGCGGCUUGCUGGACUAGAGGGCAAACAAGCAGAGCAGCAACAGCCAGUUGAUACGCUACAAGACGUGGAUGUCAGCAACGCUGACUUUAAUGGACAACGUCAAGCAAAUAAAUCUAGAGUAAUGGCUGGUAUAGAGCUCCUACAUAUAACAAAUAUCACGUCAAAUGCCACAAGAGACGCGCACGUUGCUGAAAACCGACGUGAGGUGCAUAACGGUACGAAUCUGUUGUUGCCUAUGAAAAUGGUAGAAAGAGUAGAUGUGCGACAGCGAUUGAUGUCGGAUAAACAUGGCGUUGACACAGAAGAAAUGCCAGCUUUUGAAAUAUCAAUAAACAAUAGUUUGAGUUAUGGAGAAACUGGAGCAACACACAAAUCACAUGCUGCCCCAAGGCGAAAUGGUGAAAAUGUGUCAGAGGAAGAGAACGCCGAGCCAGAAAUGUUGAAUCUCACAAAAGCCCAGCGAAGCGCGUCAACGUCAACAACAGAGAAAUCGGCACAGAUCGAAGUGGCGCAAGCACCGACAACUGCAGCAACUAAGCCAGAUAAUUGCGAACAGCCAGCGCAUAAUGGCAAUGAACCGCCAUUUGAGGAGUUAAAAGCAGACAGAGCACACGAAGGCGCACAGGAGACUGGCAGCGCGGAAGGGAUUAACAACGAGUAUUUAGCACGCCUGAAUGGCGCUCAGGCAAUGGCUGAGCAACAACAGAGCAAAUCAAUUUUGCCCUUGCCACACACUGACUAUGCUGAUCGCGCUGAGGGUGAGACCGUUUCGGAGUGGCAGCAGCAGCACAAUCUCUUAACGGCUUACAUACGUCGGCCCGACCAGCGAACGGGUGAAGCGCUGAAGCUGAAUGACACGCUAUUGGCAGCGGAUGGAAAAGCGAUUGUGGAGGCCGAAAGUGAGUGGAAUGCAGGCGAAAGAUCGACAAUACAGGAACCGUUUAAAAGCAGCGCGCCAGCCACAAUGACAACGGAAACAAUAAGCCCGCGCCCAGCGCACGUCGCGGAAAACACAAUGGAGAACAAUUGGAAUGGCUACGGGUGGCGCGAAAAGGUAACAGCAGAUGGAAAUUUCGAAGCCAGUCAAAAUGAAAAGGCCAACGCUCAGGCCGCGCAAAUAGAAAGGGCUGAGUUGCCAAGCGAGCGCGAUUAUAAAGCCGUUAAUUUGACGGCGGUGGAUGGGCACGAAUAUGGCGCUACUGGUGCAACAUUUUCCAAUCAAACAGGAGAUAAUUUUGGCGCAGGUUUUCACGCUUUGAAUAGUGGUGCUACAUCAGCUACCAGCAACACCACAGCAUAUACACCCACAUACAAAACUUAUGUGGAUGUCAGUGAAGUGGAAGCACACUACGCCACAACUGCUAAGCAAAUAUUGGAAAGGACUACAACAGCAUGGACGACACCAGAAGAUAUACAAUGGCAGGAAGCAGAGCAAACAACCAGAAGUAAUCACACAUACACCGACACUAUCUUCAACUCCGCUGAGAUAGCUGCCGGUCAUGUUGACACAACCGACUCAAUUCCAACUGCUACUAUGCAGGCUGUCAUGCCGCCACUAAUAUCCUUGAAUACAACACCAACAUCGCCAGCAAGUAGUGCCAUAACAAUGACAAUACCAACUGCGGUGAUGUCCGAUGCAAUGUACACCAAAGUACCAGUGCAAUCAGUGUUGCAAGCGGCGAUAGCGGCAAAUGUGACGAUAAAUGACAUGUCGACCACGACGACGGACACUUCAUUCUUUGUGUUGCCCAAUUUCGCUGCCCUCACCACCACAACGAGCACUGCAACGGAGUAUGCACUAUUUUCCACAACACCGGGAUUGAUUACACCAACAAUUGGUGCUACUGCCACGCCGGGCGGUGCUGCUUGGCCCGUCAAACACGCUUCGGUUAUGGAGGGCGACGUCAUACUCGGUGGCCUGAUGAUGGUCCACUCACGCGAGGACAGCAUCACUUGUGGCCCUAUCAUGCCGCAAGGUGGCAUACAAGCACUCGAGGCCAUGCUCUACACGCUCGACCAGGUGAAUAAGCAGCAAUUGUUGCCAAAUGUAACGCUGGGCGCACACAUACUGGACGACUGCGAUAAGGACACGUAUGGGCUGGAGAUGGCUGUUGAUUUCAUUAAAGGUUCCAUUAGCAAUAUUGACGAUGCCGAGUACCACUGCAACAAGACGCAGGUGCGGAAGGUAAUUUCCGGCGUAGUUGGCGCUGCCUCUUCCGUAACAUCCAUACAAGUGGCAAACUUGCUGCGGCUGUUUCGUAUACCUCAGGUUUCUUUCUUCUCGACCAGUCCGGAACUGAGCAACAAGCAGCGCUUCGAAUAUUUCUCACGCACAAUACCCUCCGAUCACUACCAAGUCAAGGCGAUGGUGGAGAUUGUCAAACGCAUGGGCUGGAGUUACGUCUCAAUCAUAUACGAAGAGAGCAACUAUGGCAUAAAAGCCUUUGAGGAGCUGGAAGAGCUGCUGGCACGACACAACAUCUGCAUCGCUGUCAAGGAAAAGCUCGUCAAGGACUCCGGCGUCGCCGAGGAGAUCGCCUACGAUAAUAUUGUGCAAAAGUUGCUGACAAAGCCACGUGCCAGAGGUGCCAUUAUAUUCGGCUCGGAUCAGGAAGUGCGUGAGGUGAUGCGCGCGGUGCGACGCAACAAUGCGACCGGUGCCUUCUCGUGGAUCGGCUCGGACGGCUGGAGUGCGCGCAACCUGGUAUCCGACGGCAAUGAGCCGGAGGUUGAGGGCACCUUGUCCGUGCAGCCACAAGCGAAUCCUGUUAAAGGUUUCGAGGAAUACUUUCUAAACUUAACGGUGGAAAACAAUCAACGAAAUCCAUGGUUUGUAGAAUUCUGGGAGGAUCACUUCCAAUGCCGCUACCCCGGGAGCCUAAGUACACCAUACAACAAUUACAAUCGCACGUGCACUACCAAAGAGCGCCUCUCGAAGGACACAGACUUCGAGGAUCAACUGCAGUUCGUCAGCGACGCGGUGAUGGCAUUUGCAUACGCGCUACGCGACAUGCAUCGCGACCUCUGCGGCGGACGACCCUCGCUUUGCGAUGCCAUGAGACCCACCAAAGGCGCCGACUUGCUGAAAUACUUGCGCAAAGUGCAGUUUCAGGGUCUCAGCGGUGAUCACUUUCGCUUCGAUGCCAAUGGCGAUGGUCCAGCGCGUUACAAUAUCAUCCAUUUCAAGCAGUCAGCGGAGGGCCUCUACCAUUGGAUCAAAGUAGGUGAAUACUACGAGGGUGAACUGCGCCUGAAUAUGACAGAGGUCCAAUUCAAGCUGUUGCAUCCGAAGCCACCUGAGUCCGUCUGCAGCUUGCCCUGCGAACGCGGACAGGCCAAGAAGUAUGUGGAGGGCGAGAGCUGCUGUUGGCAUUGCUUCAAUUGUUCAACCUAUCAAAUACGGCAUCCCAUCGAUGAGACUCAGUGCCUAACUUGCCAAUUGGGCACUUUGCCCGAUGUCAGCAAGCAGUUCUGCCAGACAAUACCGGAAGUCUACUUGCGGCCCGAAUCAGCUUGGGCGAUUGGGGCGAUGGCCUUCAGUGCCACCGGCAUUUUGGUCACGCUCUUUGUUGUUGGUGUUUUUGUGCGCCACAACGACACGCCCAUUGUGCGCGCCUCUGGACGGGAGCUCAGCUACAUACUACUCGCUGGCAUAUUAAUGUGUUAUGCCGUUACAUUUGCUUUGGUGUUGAAGCCUACGAAUAUAGUGUGCGCCAUACAACGCUUCAGCGUCGGCUUCUGCUUCACCGUUGUCUACGCCGCGCUGCUCACCAAAACCAACCGCAUAGCGCGUAUCUUCAAAGCGGGCAAACAAUCAGCGAAACGCCCUUCGUUCAUAAGUCCCAAGUCACAAUUGGUUAUCUGCUCGUUCCUAAUUUUCAUACAAAUUCUCAUUAAUGGCGUUUGGAUGGUGAUUGCACCGUCGCACGCCAUGUACCAUCAUCCGACACGCGAGGAUAACCUGCUCGUCUGCGAUUCGUACAUCGACGCUUCCUACAUGAUCGCAUUCUUCUAUCCCAUCUUACUGAUUGUAGUCUGCACGGUGUACGCGGUGCUGACGCGCAAAAUACCAGAGGCAUUUAACGAGUCCAAACAUAUCGGAUUCACCAUGUACACCACUUGCGUCAUUUGGUUGGCGUUUGUGCCGCUUUACUUCGGCACCGCCAAUCAUGUGCCGCUGAGGAUAACGUCGAUGUCGGUGACGAUAAGUUUGUCGGCGAGCGUCACGGUGGCGUGUUUAUUCUCGCCAAAGCUGUACAUAAUACUUAUAAGGCCCGAACGCAACGUGCGGCAGAGCAUGAUGCCGCCGCGCUAUGGAAAUAUGCACCGCGCGGGCACUGGACCAUCGUCCAUGAUGGCGGCCGCCGUGGUGACAGCCGCUACAUGUGCGCAAGAGGAGAAAAUACAAAAGCAUAUCACACCAACAAAUACAGAGCACAGCACCAAGGCGAAGAAGCUUUGUGAGAUGGCAACACAAACCAUCACAAUAACGAAUAUCUUCACUAAUUUGGACAGCAUCGCCUACAGUCAGAUUCCCUAUGCGGAUCAGUAUGUGCCAAACAACAAUCAUCAGCAACAGCAUGAGCAACAAAACCUACAAUCAUCACACCACCACCCACUAGCCGAAAACAGCGAAGCUGAAGUAGUGGCGAAUAAUAAUAAAAUCAAUCAAUUGCAACAUGGCAACCCUAACGCCACAAACACCGCCACCGCUACUGCAACUACAGCCAACACAGCGGCCACUUCUGCCACAGCAGUUGCGGCUAUUAACACAGCCGUAUCGCCACCAACUUUACACGCACUCAGCAACCAUGUGAUGUUGCAGCAACAUGUUGCGCUGCACAACUGCAGCGAUAGUGCGACUAUGUGCAGUGAUAGCGGUCGACCACAACUGGAGACCACGAAUUUAUAG
Molecule: messenger RNA, 8555 nt
Organism: Bactrocera dorsalis (oriental fruit fly)
Lineage: Eukaryota; Metazoa; Arthropoda; Insecta; Diptera; Tephritidae
Product: metabotropic glutamate receptor 2
Exons: 18
Coding region: 765-8555 (2596 amino acids)
Biological process (GO): G protein-coupled receptor signaling pathway
Cellular component (GO): membrane
Molecular function (GO): G protein-coupled receptor activity
Source: RefSeq, a predicted model, not a curated record